This is a messenger RNA of Symbiodinium sp. CCMP2456, 233 nucleotides long. The record is from the annotation of a GenBank genome assembly. Lineage: Eukaryota; Dinophyceae; Suessiales; Symbiodiniaceae.
AUGUUGUACGUGGUUACAGGACCAAACAAAGUGAAUGGAUUUGCCUCAAUUGGGAUCUCAAAGAAGCUCCACACCUCCAAGUUCGUCUGCUUCACGAUCAUGUACCUUCUGUGGGUAGUGGCGACCUACUACGCCCAAGUGCAAGCUUUCCAAUGGCGCGUGGCAGCGCUCUUUUGGUCGUGCUUCGGCGGCGUCGAAAUGCUGCGGGACUUCGGCUUGGCCGAGAACUUCAG